UGAUAUUUUCACUGUUGAGUAUGAACAACUGCAUUACAUACACCUUCAAUAUCGUACCGUGAUUGUAGUACCUCGUUGUACUAUACUGAAGAAUUAUAACAUUAAAUUUAAAUACGAUGAUUGGAACAAUAUUUGUCGUAAUAAUUAUAACAACACUACUUCUUUUUACUCUAUUUCGUGACAAAAAAAGUCUCCCAGGACCAUGGAAUUUGCCAAUUAUAGGUUACCUACACAAACUAGACCCAACGGCACCUUAUUUAACUUUAACAGAACUUGUCGACAAAUAUGGUCCUGUUUAUACCAUUAAACUUGGCCUAAUUAAUGUUGUAGCUAAAGCUGAUGCGAAAAUAGUGAAAAAGGUUUUAGCAAAAGACGAAACUCUUACAAGACCGCCUCUCUAUAUGUUAAACACGAUUUUCGAAAACAAAGGAUUUGCAUUUGCGGCUCUCGAUCUCUGGAGAGACCAACGCAAAUUUGUGGCAAAUUUUUUGAAAACAGUGGGAGCAGUCAGAGUUUCACCAAAUAGAAAGGCGUGUGAAGCAUCAAUAAGAGAAUAUGCAGAAGAAUUUGUACAAGCUGUGGAAAGUCAAAACCAUUCUGUACUAUUGGAUCCUUCAGAAUUUGUUACCCUCUAUGUAAAUAACGUCGCCGGGAGCUUGAUUCUGGGCAAACAGCUUUUAUUGGAUAAAAAGACGGCUGCUGAUUUAACAGAAAGUCUUGAUAAAGUAGCUGAAUCCAUAGCGUUUGGAGGUCCCUUAAACUUUUUACCUUUUUUAAGUUUCCUACCAAAAUUCAGAAAAUCAAUAAACGAGUUAAAAGAAGCAAUGAACAGGGUUCGUAAAAUUGAACGAAAAGUGAUAGACGAGUGUCAAACGUCUUUCAGUGAAGACACUCCAUCGAGCGCUGUUGAGGCAUUUCUGUCGCAAAUGUCCAAAGGAGCUCCUAGACAUAUUUACAACCUUGACCAGUUACACUACCUCCUAUUUGACCUUUUUCUGGCCUCCACUGAAAGUAUCAUAACCACUUUACGUUGGACACUGUUAUAUUUGGCUCAGUACCAGGACGUGCAAAAUAAAAUUCGACAAGAACUCCUAGAGAUGGAAAUGGAAGAUUUUGCAAAUUUACAUUACACUAAAGCAGCGAUUGCUGAAGUGAGUAGAAUUAGGACCUUAGCACCGUUGGGAAUACCACACUAUGCGGCUAAAAAUAUUUCCGUUGAAAAUUUUAACAUUCCCAAGGGUGCAAUGAUAAUGCCGCUAUUAUGGGCAAUCCACAUGGACCCGAAAGUCCACAAAGACCCGGAUGAGUUUCGUCCUGAAAGAUUUCUGGACAGCGAUGGAAAUUUUUUUAAGCCGGAAUCGUUCCUUCCGUUUCAGACUGGUAAAAGAAUGUGCGUUGGCGAAGACCUAGCUCACAUGAUGUUGCAAAUAUUUGUUGUUAAUGUUUUGAAGAACUUUGAAAUCGGACGUCCUGAGGGUUGUUCGUUGGAUUUUACUGGUGUUUGUGGUGCUUCGCUGACCCCUAAACCACAGAAGAUCAUUUUUAAGAAGAUAUAAGUGCAAAUUUGCUAAAGUCGGCUACAAAGUUACAUAAUAAUAACAUCUAGGAGUAUUUUAUAAUUCACUUUUAGGAAUAAAAUUAUUAAUGUUGUUUAGACAGAAUAA
Zophobas morio is the source of this 1664-nucleotide messenger RNA. Its product is annotated as cytochrome P450 306a1-like. Gene Ontology annotation, molecular function: oxidoreductase activity, acting on paired donors, with incorporation or reduction of molecular oxygen, reduced flavin or flavoprotein as one donor, and incorporation of one atom of oxygen; heme binding; iron ion binding. Gene Ontology annotation, biological process: xenobiotic metabolic process. The transcript is spliced from 6 exons. The record is from RefSeq and is a predicted model, not a curated record. The coding region runs from base 117 to 1556 and encodes 479 amino acids. Lineage: Eukaryota; Metazoa; Arthropoda; Insecta; Coleoptera; Tenebrionidae. Gene Ontology annotation, cellular component: intracellular membrane-bounded organelle; cytoplasm.